GUCACUGUAAGUACGCACACCACUGCUGAGCACUUGUCAAUUUGCUUCAGGUAGAGGUUAUAUGUAAUUAUAACGCGUAUUUUACUCGAGACGGUGUUUAAUUUCAAUAAAGUUUACUAUACUUUUUAAAAAUGAGUCUGGUUGCAUAUGGCAGUAGCGAUGAAAAUUCAGAUGAGGAAGAAAAUAACUCUGGUACUGGGGAUAAGAACAAAGUUUUGGCCGAAAUUGUAACCACCCAAAAAACAACUGACAAAUUAUGCUUACCUGUUCCAAAACACUCCGAAAAAGUUGAUGAAAAUAAUGUUAACACAGGCUCAUUAGAAAAGAUUCACUUUGAUAAGUUACCUAAACCUAAAAGCAUAAUCAGUGAAACUGAAGAUAUUAUAGAAGAAGAUGAUAUUCCUUUGAAAAAAGAAAUUGAAUUAAAACCUGAGAAGCCAAUGAAGAAAGAUCGUGUACCAGUUAAAAUAACAGUACCUUCCCUAUCUGAUUUUCAAGAUGUUGAUGAGGAAAAUGAAACAAAGUCUAACAGAAUUAAACCAUCAAAUAAAGGUACCAAACUUUUUGCCUUACUACCACCACCAAAAGGAGCUGAAGUGAAAAAUACUAAUAAAUUAGUACCGACUACUGUCAGUAAAACAGCUGCAAAAAUAAGUCAGGAAAAAGUUCAAACCAAUAAGAAGAUAAAAGAUGAUUCACAUACAAAUAAAGUAUCAAAAACAACAGCAACAACAACAAGAGUUUCUAUGGAUAUAAGUUCUGAUGAAGAUGAAGAUGAUGCAGUUGUAAAUAGUAAAAGCAGUACUGUUACUGAUUUCUUUGCUUUGUCAGCAACUGAAAUUGUAUCUAAUCCUGAUGUAUCAGAAUCUUUUGAAAGUAUUGCAGAUUUAAAACCAGAAUCAAGUAAGAUUGAUUCAGAAAUGAUACAAGAUUCAGAAGAAGCCUGUAGUCAAGAUAAUCAGAAAACAUUAGCUUCUGUAGAGUAUGAUAUUUUAAGCUUACCAAGGGAAGAAAUAUUACUUAAAAAUAAGGCAGAAGUGGGCCCGAAAUUGCCCGUGCCUGAACAAGAAUAUAACAUUGAUACCGAAGGUAAUGUGGCCUUUGAUGAUAAAGCUAUUGAAUAUCUUUGUGGGAGAAGAGGAGUAAAACGAAAACCGAAAGAAAUUAAAGACGUAAAUAUUAUUGAAAUAAAUGGAGAAGAUAUAAAACCAGAUGAAAGAGAAUGGCUAGUAAAAGCAUUAACAGAAGAGCCUGUACAAAGACCAGUUUCUAUGCAGGGUGGGGUUAAUUCUCAGUCUAAAAAGAAACACCAAAUAACAUAUUUGGCUCAUCAAGCUAAAGCAAUGGAAAUGGAAUUAAAGAAUCAGUGGGCACAGAAUAGGUUGACAAGAAAACAAACACAAUCGAAAUAUGGGUUUUAAAUAAUGAACGUGUACAAUAACAGAUACAUAAUAUUCUAUCUUUAUUUUUGUAUGAAAAUGAAAAAGUAACAACACA
Molecule: messenger RNA, 1497 nt
Organism: Osmia bicornis bicornis
Lineage: Eukaryota; Metazoa; Arthropoda; Insecta; Hymenoptera; Megachilidae
Product: proline-rich protein PRCC
Exons: 3
Coding region: 132-1421 (429 amino acids)
Cellular component (GO): nucleus
Source: RefSeq, a predicted model, not a curated record